This is a messenger RNA of Spirometra erinaceieuropaei, 1429 nucleotides long. The record is from the annotation of a GenBank genome assembly. Lineage: Eukaryota; Metazoa; Platyhelminthes; Cestoda; Diphyllobothriidea; Diphyllobothriidae.
AUGGUCGUGGUGGUCGCUCACUUGCUUGCAGGUGAGACUGCGCCUAGCGUCCACUUGCUGGCACUCAACUCUCACCUGUGGCUCUACGUAGCUGGGCUCUGCUCAGCGGCCACACCCCGGGCAACCGUCUCGACCGGCGGGCUAAACCAGGUGAGGGGGCCCAGUGCGCUGUGCCGUGUGCACAGGGUUUGCGGAUUCCGCUGGAUGGAAGGUCGUAUGGAACCUUGCGUCGGCACCGUCGUGACGUGGUUCAUCUAUGCACGCCGCUGGACAGCCGGUGACGGGAUGGAUCUCCACAUCGACACCGCCUUGACGCGCCCACCCUCGCCGACGGAGACCGCGGCUUACGGCGAAUUCGAGUUGCUCUCCACUACAACCCGAAGUCGUGGUCCCAUAGUGGAGUUCGGUCGUGACACAAGGGCACAUGGCAGCCCUAUUCAGGGAUGGCACUGCCAGCCCCCACGAGGGCAAGGGCCUAGAAAAGGUGGCCUAAACAUUGCUGGGUACCACGCCGUCUCCAGGCUGGCCAGGGCCGCAGACGUCUAAACAUGGUCGAAAAAAUCAAAAUCGAAACAACAACAAUGCCAAUAACAACAACAACCAUACUCAUUCUCCUCAUCCUACCUCUUUUUCCUCUAACUCCGUCUAUUCUUCUGCCUAUUCUUCUCCUUCGUCAUCUUCUUCUCCAUCUGCUUCCCGUCGCCCCACUCGUUGUCACCAGGCUGGCAGUGUGAGCGCGCUCGCUCUGGCAGCCUGGAAUGUUAGUUCCCUUUUAGACAAUCCGAGGAGCAACCGACCGGAGCGGAGGACGGCGCUAGUGGCACGAGAACUGGCGCGCUACAAGGUGGACAUCGCCGCACUCAGCGAGACCCGUUUCUCCGAACAAGGCCAACUGGAGGAGGUGGGUGCCGGCUACACCUUCUUCUGGAGCGGUCGACCCAGGGCAGAGCGACGGGACGCGGGCGUCGCCCUCGCCAUUCGGAACGACAUCGUGGGACGACUGCCCUGUUUGCCGCAGGGCAUCAACGAUCGCCUGAUGAGCCUCCGCCUGCCUCCCUGGGGAGGCAAAUUCGCCACCAUCAUCAGCGCCUACGCUCCGACCAUGACCAACCCCGACGCCGUCAGAGACAAAUUCUACGAGGACCUGCACGCGCUCUUGGCGACUGUGUCGAAGGCGGACAAGUUGAUUGUCCUUGGCGACUUCAACGCCCGCGUCGGCACAGACCAUACUGCCUGGAGAGGAGUGCUGGGUCCUCACGGUCUCCGCGGCUUAAACGGCAAUGGUCUGCUGCUUCUCCGCACCUGCGCAGAACACCGCCUCAUGCUGACGAACACGUUCUUCUGUCUGCCGGAGCGAGAGAAGGCCACCUGGAGGCAUCCUCGGUCGCGCCAGUGGCACCUGCUGGACUAUGUCCUCGUCCGGAGGUGA